Messenger RNA from Triticum turgidum subsp. durum (durum wheat), 1632 nucleotides. Lineage: Eukaryota; Viridiplantae; Streptophyta; Magnoliopsida; Poales; Poaceae. The record is from the annotation of a GenBank genome assembly.
AUGUCGGCGCCGCCCUCUCUCAAGUCCCCGGCCACCGCCGCCUUCCUCGCCUCCCCAUGCUUGGCCGUCGCCCCGAGAGCCGCCGUGCUCGGCGCCACUGCGCAGCCGCCGCGACGCCUAAGCUGCUCUGCAGCCGUUGGAGCCGAAGCCAGGGAUCUCGAGGUGAUGAGUGCUCCCCUGGACUGGGCGGCGAGGUCGGUGGGGGAGCUGGAGCAAGCGACAGACCUGGACACUUUCUGUAUGAUGGCGCUAUCACCUCUGGACGGCCGAUACUUCAGAUUUAUUAAGGACUUGAUGCCCUUCUUCAGUGAGUUCGGCCUCAUCAGAUACCGCGUCUUAGUCGAGGUCAGAUGGUUGCUGAAGCUUUCUCAAAUUCCUGAGGUCAAGGAGGUGCCGCCGUUUAGUGAGGAGGCCCAACUAUUUCUGGAUGCAAUCAUCCAAGAUUUUAGCAUCAAUGAUGCUAAAGAGGUGAAACAAAUUGAGAAAAUAACUAACCACGAUGUGAAGGCUGUUGAGUACUAUCUGAAGCAGAAAUGCAGCUCAAAUCCAGAGGUUGCAAAGGUUUUGGAAUUCUUCCAUUUUGGAUGCACUUCUGAAGAUAUCAACAACUUGUCACAUGCAUUAGCUCUAAAAGAGGGGGUAAACACAAUUAUGUUCCCUGUGAUGAUCGAUGUAUGCAGUGCAAUAUGUUCCUUGGCAACGGAAAAUGCACACGUCCCUUUGCUGUCUAAAACUCACGGACAGCCGGCAUCACCAACAACUCUGGGAAAAGAGAUGGCAAAUUUUGCAGCCAGAUUAUCUGAUAUCGGGAAGAGUUUUUCUGAGGUUAAGAUACUAGGGAAAUUUGCUGGCGCUGUUGGAAAUUACAAUGCUGAUGUAGUUGCAUAUCCGGAAAUUGACUGGCCUAAGAUGACAGAAGAGUUUGUCAGGUCCUUAGGUUUGGAGUUCAAUCCUUACGUUACUCAGAUUGAACCUCAUGACUAUAUCUCAAAGCUCUUCAAUCUAUUUGUCCAGUUUAACAUUGUCUUGACUGAUUUUGACAGAGACAUGUGGUCUUACAUAUCAGCAGGCUACUUCAAGCAGAUACCAAAGGCUGGUGAAGUUGGAUCCUCCACCAUGCCUCACAAAAUCAAUCCCAUCAACUUUGAAAAUAGUGAAGGCAAUCUUAGCGUGUCGAAUGGUCUUUUAUGUACUUUAAGUAUGAAGCUACCAAUAUCAAGGUUGCAGCGUGAUCUCACAGAUUCAACUGUUUUGAGAAACUUGGGUGUUGGAUUAGGGCAUUCACUCUUGGCUUACAAAGCAACAAUGCAGGGAAUCAAGAAGCUAGAGGUGAACAAAGUCCGUUUGGAUGAGGACUUGGAGCAAACAUGGGAAGUCCUUGCAGAGCCAAUACAGACUGUGAUGCGAAGGUAUGGGAUCCCCGAACCCUAUGAGAAACUGAAGGAAAUGACUAGAGGCCAGGCUGUAACCAAAGACAGCAUACGCAAGUUCAUUGAAGGUCUUGACCUGCCGGAGGAUGCGCAGUCAAGUCUUUUGAAGUUAACACCACACUCUUACACUGGAGAGGCGGAGAAUCUGGCUGCAAAUAUUUGGAAUGUGGUUGACCUGAAAUCUGGAUUUAAGAUCAAGUGA